AUGCCUUUAUCACACUUCAGUUCGACCGAAACCCUCACAGAGCCCGGGGUCACAACGAAGUCGGUCACUUCCAGCCCUACCCUCGCCCCCCAGGAUGAGAAGGAUAUUUCACUCCCAUCGACGCCAGCACAGUCAUUUAAUCUUGAGGCCCAAGCCUCAAUACCACCACCAUACCAUGUGUUUCCGCGAUCUCGCAAGUUGCUGAUGGUCUACAUCGUCUCAUUCGCCGCCAUUUUCUCCCCACUAUCUUCAAACAUCUACUUUCCUGCACUCACAGAUAUCUCAGAGGAGCUCGAUAUCUCCAUAGCUAUGGCUACUCUGACCGUUACGGUAUACAUGAUUGUCCAGGGUCUUGCCCCGAGCUUUUGGGGUUCUUUCUCGGAUGUCUUGGGCCGCCGUAUUAUCUUCAUUGGAACAUUCUGCGUCUAUAUUAUUUCUAACGUUGCCUUGGGCGUAUCUACGAACUAUGGUGAGCUCAUGGCUUUCCGAGCCAUCCAGGCCGCCGGAAGUGCAGCCACCAUCUCAAUUGGCGCCGGCGUCAUUGGCGAUAUUACCACCUCAGCAGAGCGAGGUAGUCUGAUUGGAGUUUUUGGUGGUGUGCGCAUGUUGGGCCAGGGUAUUGGACCAGUAUUCGGUGGAGUCUUUACUGAAUACUUUGGCUAUCGAUCAGUGUUCUGGUUUUUGGUUGUCGCAUCUAGCAUCAGUCUGCUGUCUAUCAUGACCUUCCUUCCAGAAACACUCCGUCCUAUCGCCGGCAACGGAACUGUUCCUCUCAACGGCAUCCACAAGCCAUGGAUCUUCUUUAUCUUCGGACAAAAAUACGUAAAAGAAGGCUCAACUCCUUCCGAAAAGAAAUCAAAAGUCACCUUCAAGACUGUGCUAGCACCCCUCACUUUCCUCGCCGAGAAGGACGUGUUCAUCACCUUGCUCUUCGGCAGCAUCGUGUACACCGUUUGGUCAAUGGUUACCUCAUCGACAUCCGCCCUGUUUGAAGAAAAGUAUGGCCUCAACUCAAUGGAGGUUGGCCUCACGUUCAUCGGAAACGGUUUCGGAUGCAUGACCGGCGCCUACACAAUCGGCUAUCUGAUGGAUUUCAACCACAAGCGAACUGAGCGCGAAUACUGCCAACAGCACAAUCUUCCUCUUGACACUCGCAUUAACUCCAAGAGCCAUCCUGACUUCCCUAUCGAAUACGCUCGCAUGCGUAAUACUUGGUGGCUCACUGCCAUUUUCGUUGUUUGUGUCGCUGUCUAUGGAGUGUCUCUCGAUACGCACCUUGCUGUUCCGAUUAUCCUACAAUUCAUCAUUGCCUAUGGCUCCACCGCUAUCACCACCAUCAACAGUGCCCUCAUCAUUGAUCUUUAUCCCGGUGCUAGUGCUAGCGCUACGGCUGUCAAUAACCUGAUGAGGUGUUUGAUCGGUGCUGGCGGUGUUGCGGCUGUCCAACCUAUAGUUGAUGCAAUCACUGCCCGAUUUGCAUUUGUUUUGCUUGCUGGCAUUACCAUUGCAAUGGUUCCCCUUCUUAUGACUGAGAUGAAAUGGGGCUACACAUGGCGUCUUGAGCGCCAAGAACGUUUCCAAAAGAAGGAAAAUUCGGUCUAA
This is a messenger RNA of Penicillium paradoxum, 1602 nucleotides long. RefSeq lists its product as uncharacterized. Bases 1 to 1602 code for a protein of 533 amino acids. Gene Ontology annotation, biological process: transmembrane transport. Gene Ontology annotation, molecular function: transmembrane transporter activity. Lineage: Eukaryota; Fungi; Ascomycota; Eurotiomycetes; Eurotiales; Aspergillaceae. The record is from RefSeq and is a predicted model, not a curated record. The transcript is spliced from 4 exons.